Miscanthus lutarioriparius is the source of this 453-nucleotide messenger RNA. NCBI's taxonomy places the organism in Eukaryota, Viridiplantae, Streptophyta, Magnoliopsida, Poales, Poaceae. The record is from the annotation of a GenBank genome assembly.
AUGGCACUCGACGCCCGCCACGGCCGCGUCCUCCUCAGCCACUACUCGCCUACAUCUAGGCGUGAGAGCGAGGAGGACCUCGUCGUGUGCGACACUGUCAAGGGUGACCUGCUAACACUGCCGUGGCUCUACCAUUGGUGCCGCAAUGACUGGACCGCCACGUUGGUCUGCGCGGUCGCUGGGUGCGACCACCUCGACUAUGCCCGCGGACCCUUCCGUGUUGUCUUCUUGGGAAUCGACAAGGCGUGGCCGUUCGUCAUGUCCGUAUGCCUCUACUCAUCUGAAGUGGGUGCAUGGAGUGAGUACUGUGGUUUCUCCCUUUUAACGACGAUCGCCGCCUGGCACCCUACCAACCUGGGGCCAUGUGCCCUGGUGUGGAAUCCACUCUUUUUUCGAUGCUGCACCGGAAUCCUGGAGCCCGAUUUGGACACACAGGAUUCUAAUGUUAGAUAA